Molecule: messenger RNA, 632 nt
Organism: Canis lupus familiaris (dog)
Lineage: Eukaryota; Metazoa; Chordata; Mammalia; Carnivora; Canidae
Product: keratin-associated protein 13-1-like
Exons: 1
Coding region: 47-574 (175 amino acids)
Cellular component (GO): keratin filament
Molecular function (GO): structural molecule activity
Source: RefSeq, a predicted model, not a curated record
AGAAUCUUCUCACCGUCAGUCAGCUGAACUCACAUCUCCUGCCAACAUGUCCUACAGCUGCUGCUCUGGAAACUUCUCCUCCCGCUCCUUUGGGGGAUACCUGCGCUACCCCAGCUCCUCCUGUGGCUCAUCCCACCCCAGCAACCUGGUCUACUGCACUGAUGUCUGCUCUCCCAGCACCUGCCAGGUGGGCUCCUCCCUCCACAGUGGCUGUCAGGAGACCUGCUGUGAACCUACCAGCUGCCAGACAUCCUGUGUGGUGUCCAGACCUUGCCCGACGUCCUGCUACCGCCCGAGGACCUCCACGCUCUGCAGUCCCUGCCAGACGACUUGCUCUGGGUCUCUGGGUUUUGGGACCAGCAGCUGCCAUUCCCUGGGCUAUGGAUCCAGAAGCUGCUACUCAGUGGGCUGUGGAUCCAAGGGUUUCAGAUCCCUGGGUUCUGGAGUCUGUGGCUUCCCUUCCCUGAGCUAUGGAUCCAGAUUCUGCCGCCCAACCUUCUUCACCUCCAGGAGCUGUCAGUCAUCCUGUUACAGACCAACAUGUGGAUCUGGCUUCUAUAGAUCCACUUGUUGAGGGUCCAGACAUUUUGAGCAAUAUGUCUAACCUCUAAACAGAGAGUUUAUCAUCUUUA